Molecule: messenger RNA, 1133 nt
Organism: Trichoplusia ni (cabbage looper)
Lineage: Eukaryota; Metazoa; Arthropoda; Insecta; Lepidoptera; Noctuidae
Gene: Cib2
Product: calcium and integrin-binding family member 3
Exons: 5
Coding region: 356-1111 (251 amino acids)
Molecular function (GO): calcium ion binding
Source: RefSeq, a predicted model, not a curated record
AAAACAAAUUAGUUCAAUACUAUCCUAUGACGUCACUUCAACUGAAAACUAACUAAUUAACCUUACUAUCUGCACAAUUUAUUAGUCCUAGUCACAAUUGAACAAGAUAAUAUCAGAACUAGCUUGACCUUGCAUGUAUCAUAACAGUAACAAAAGCAAUAUUCUAUCGACGAAAUUAUAUAUCAUCGAAAACAAAAGAAAGACGACCUAAAACUAUGGGUUCCAUGUAUUUUCUAGGCUUACGUCUUGACAUUAAACCUGCUUUGACUAGUUCACAAACUCGAGCAAUAUAUUUAACUGCGAAUAAUAAUAGGCAGAGUACAGACAAACGAGCACUAUUGUGCCACGCAUAGGAAUGGCCGUGUCCUUGACAUGUAGCCUCUGUCCGCCCGCCUACUCUGCACCGUCACACCCUAAUCCGAGCCGUGGCUUACAGCCAGUGUUUUGUCGCUGUCGCGGCAACAGGCAGCUUUACCGGCCUUUUACAGGAUUUUUUACAGAUAUUUUUUUAACGUUUACCGCGAGUGGAAAUUUUUCCGUUAUGGGGAACAAAGUUGUGACGUUCACAGAACAGCAACUAGAAGAUUAUCAGGACUGUACAUUUUUUACAAGGAAAGAAAUACUUAGGGUGUUCAAACGCUUCAGAGAGGUGAACCCGGCUUUGGUACCUAAGCGCAUGACAGAGAACCAACCACACACUAUAGCGGUGCCGGUGGAGGAGAUAGAGAAAUUACCAGAACUCAAAGAGAAUCCUUUCAAGCGGCGCAUAUGCCAGGUGUUCUCACAUGACGGCUCCGGAAACCUGACGUUUGAAGACUUCCUGGACAUGAUGUCAGUGUUCAGCGAGGCUGCUCCCAGAGACAUUAAGGCAUGGUACGCAUUCCGCAUAUAUGAUUUAGACGACGACAUGUACAUUGGCAGAGACGAUCUCCUUGAAGCGACGAGACUGCUGACAAAGGGAGAGCUACAUCCGCAAGAGAGAGAGGAGAUAGUCGCCAGUGUGUUGGACGAAGCCGACGUGGACGGUGAUGGGCGACUGUCCUUCAUGGACUUCGAGCAUGUGGUCGUACGAGCGCCUGACUUCUUAUCCACAUUUCAUAUCCGAGUUUAAUUUGAAUAAAGAACUGACGCUG